AUGGAUAGAAACAUUCUUGAUUCUGCUAGUGGUGGAGCACUUGUCAAUAAAACUCCAGUUGCUGCUAAAGCCCUGAUUGAGAACAUGUCACUCAACUCCCAACAAUUCACAACCAUAAAUAAUUCUAUGGUCCAAACAAAAGGUGUGAAUGACAUUCAGGUUUCCUCUUCCAACAAGGCUUUAGAAACCAGAAUUGAAGAGCUUACUUCUUUAGUGAAACAAAUGGCAGUGAGUAAACCUCAAACAACAAAGUUGUGUGGUAUUUGUACUUCUACUAAACAUCCUACUGACACAUGUCCUAUUCUUCAAGAUGAUUCUGUCACUCAGUUGCCUCAAGCAUAUGCAGCUAACUUUUUCAACCAAAUCAACAAUCAAAGAGGGUACAAAAUUCUUGACUUGUCCACCAACAAAUAUCAUCCCAAUUGGAGGAACCAUCCAAACCUUCGAUAUGGAAAUCAACAGCCCAUCCAACAACAAUUAGUCAUACCCCUGCCACAACCACAAACCACUCCCCAAGUCUCCACCUAUGCACCUUCUAGACCUUCAUUGGAGGAUCUUGUCAAACAAAUGGUUGUUAACAAUCUUCAAUUUCAGCAACGAACAAAUUCCAGUAUUCAGAAUUUGCAGACACAGAUUGGACAGCUUGCCACUUCGAUGAAUGUCAUGCAGCAAGACCAAGGAUCAAACCAACUUCCUGCCCAAACAGUUGUGAAUCCAAAAGGCCCUAAUGCUAAUGUGAGUGUAAUUUCCUUGAGAUCUGAGAAGGUAACAGAACUAGCCCUAGAAAAAAAUAAAAAAAUUCUUGAGGUAACACCUGAACCUUCUUCCGUUGUGAUAGAAACGGAACCCUAUAUUGUGGUAGAAACUGAAAAAGAAAAAGAGAAGGAGUAUGUGCCACCAGUUCCCUUCCCACAUAGAAUACUGAAAAAUAAAAGGACUGGUGAUGAGGACAAGGAGAGAGAGAUUUUAGAUGUGUUCAGAAAAAUGACGGUAAACACUCCGCUUCUUGAUGUUAUUAAGCAGGUUCCAAAGUAUGCAAAAUUUCUAAAAGAUUUGUGCACAAGUAAGAAAAGGUUGAAGGGCAAUGAGAGAGUAAAUUUGGGACGAAACAUUUCAGCCCUUAUCCAGCCUAAACAUUCACCUGAAAAAGCUAUUGUUUCAUCCCUCAAUUAG
This is a messenger RNA of Lathyrus oleraceus (garden pea), 1173 nucleotides long. RefSeq lists its product as uncharacterized. The record is from RefSeq and is a predicted model, not a curated record. Lineage: Eukaryota; Viridiplantae; Streptophyta; Magnoliopsida; Fabales; Fabaceae. Bases 1 to 1173 code for a protein of 390 amino acids. The transcript has a single exon.